This is a messenger RNA of Bactrocera tryoni, 3238 nucleotides long. RefSeq lists its product as uncharacterized. Gene Ontology annotation, biological process: regulation of transcription by RNA polymerase II. Gene Ontology annotation, cellular component: transcription regulator complex; nucleus. Bases 123 to 2507 code for a protein of 794 amino acids. The transcript has 5 exons. The record is from RefSeq and is a predicted model, not a curated record. Lineage: Eukaryota; Metazoa; Arthropoda; Insecta; Diptera; Tephritidae.
UGAAUACCUAAACCAAAAAUAAUAUUUAUCAUAAUAAAGCAAUAGCUAAAGUAGAUUAUUAUUAUUAAAUAAAAAAAUAUGCAGUAAAUAAAGGCGAAUCAUAAGAAUACAAUUUGACAAGAAUGGCGACUCUAACAUUGACUGAAACAGGUAGCACUACAACAAUGCAUAUGCAAGCCCAUCAGGAUGGACAUUCUCCAACUUUGGAGGAGCAGGCAAAUCAAUUGAAUGAACAGCAGCAGCAAUUAAUAAAUAUAGAUAACAUGGGAAGUAUUAACCACGGAUUAAACGAAGAUGUUGUAUCUAUACCCAAAGAAGUUAUGCUAAUAUCGCUGGUAUCGCAAGAGCAAGCUCUUUAUAAUCCAAAGCAUGAGUUCUAUCGUAAUACACAUCGAAAAGAUUCUAAGUGGUUAGAGAUUGCUGACAAUGUCGGUUGGACUGAGGCACAAUGUAAAUCAAAAUGGAAAGCUAUGCGUGACCAAUAUUGUCGUGAACUGAAACGCAGCAAAUUUAAUAUCAAAGCUAAUGUAAAAUGGAAAUAUUUCAAGGAAUUGGAAUUUUUACGACCUUUUGCUUUGUCGAGGAACUAUCGACCGCGUGCCACAAAUAAAAACGAAAAUUUAACUGGGUCGAACGGAAAAAAUACUUGUAACAAAUUACCAAGUAUUAAAAUGGAACAUGGUCAAUUUAGCGCGUCUGAUUUUACCGCUGAUAACAUUUUGAGUGCAGAAGAUAAGCUUGACUCAACAACUUCAGGUCUUCUAAACUCAUUAAGCGAUGAGCAAUUGCACUCAGUGAUGCAGCAACACAGUGGAAGUUGGAAUUAUCUCACAACGACAACGACCACAAGCGAUGUUCACACUUUGGAAGGAAAUGAGCACAGCCCUAAUGAACUGGACGACACUAAUUUACUGCAACAUACACACCCGAGCUCAGAAGCUGAUGAUAUGCUGUGCGCUUUGGUAGAAAGUGUACCGUCUACAAGUGUGCAAAUGCAACAAACACAAUCACACAAUGAGGAAGAAGACGACGAUCCCAUACACACGUUCCUCAAUAUAGAAAGUUUCUUCGAAAAAGACCUCAUUAACUUGAUUCAACAGGAAGAUAUUAUAUAUAAUAAUUUUCAUCCAAAUUAUCGCAAUGCCAAAAUGAAACUUGAAGUUUGGGAUGAAAUUGCACGCAAACUAAAAAAGCCAGUUGGCCGCUGUCGUUUGAAAUGGAAAGCACUGCGGGAUCAAUAUAUCAGAGAACAUAAACGACUGAAAGACCGUGAACAUUCUGAAUUAUUGCCGCGUUGGAAGCACUAUGAUGCGCUUACAUUCUUGCAAAAGUUUAUAAAGCAUAAAACAAGCGAGAGUGAUGUUAAAAACGCAGUAAGAUUACCUAAAAGUGAAUUAGAGCUUGAUGUAGAUGAACAUAUCAUCGACAGUCCGCCAUUGCCAUCGCCAAUAGAAGUAGUACAACACGAUUUGGAUCAGCAAACAUUACCAACAUUGUCAGGUCCACAUACGCAACAUGACCUGCAUACAGCAACACAUGAUAUGUGCGUUGUUAGUGGCAGCAGUGCUAGCGGCUACGAUGAAAUGGAUAUCGAUCACUACAUUAUCGGACAUACAAGCGAUACAGGCGUCAAUGAUGAUGGGAUAGACAUUAAUGCUGGCGAUGACGAGGAUGAUCGGAAAUCACAUCAACAUUUUACAGAGUAUCCGCCAAGUUCAACAAACAACAUGACUGCCAAUAAUAGCAUAAAUCCGCAGGAUACCGGUAGUGACGUAAAAACGGAGAUGAAUGAAUUCAAAGAUAUAAAAGAAAGUAACAUAAUGAUACAACAAGAUAAUGUAUCAUUACAAAAACAACUACAUCAACAUCAACAGCAAUCAUCACAUCAGCUGCAGCAGUCACAGACACAAUUGGUGCUAUCACAACAACAUCAUCAGCCACCGUUAAUGAAGUUAACGUCGCAAAGCACCACGCACCACCAACAUUUACUCUCUUUAGAUGUUGGUGAUGAAACAAGAACUGCCACACUUACCACUAGGGAUAAAUCCCUCAUGCAACUGCAUCACCAACAGCAGCCGCAGCAACAAAUAAAUGAUUUCAGUAACGAAAUGAAGCAUCAACAGCCCCAACAAGCGCUUACAAGUGGUUUAGUGAAGAGCAGUAGUGCGAAUUUGACUUCCAACAACAACUGUGGCAUGUCAAUAUUAAACCCUAGCACCUCACUCAGCAUGGAGGCCAUCAAUUUACAAUCUUUGGCGAGUAGUUCGCAUAAUAGCUCGACGACAACAGCGAUCACAACGCAUGCCCCGUCCACCACCAUCACUGCCGCCUCUCUUCCAAUAGCUGAUAAUCAAAGAGCGACCGACACUUUUGGAGACGAUGAGGUCGGCGCUUUCUUCAAAGCAGUUGCCAUGAAAAUACGCAAUGCCAAUAUGUCGCCGGUGUCUUUUACCGACCUACAAAUCGAUAUUUUACGCGUGAUAAACAGUACAUUGCGCCACAAUUAGUUAGAAGCUCUUACAGCUCAUCGCGCGUGUAAAAUUUUGUAUUCUCUUAUAUAAUGUAAGCUUAGUCUUUUAUUAUAAAUGUUUUUCAUUUCCUCAAUGUACUUUCUUUUCAGAAAUUUUUCAUAUUUUACUAAGUUUAUUCUUUGACCGUCUUACAAACAAGAUAUCUGUUGUUGCAGAUAUGUUUUAUUGGUACGUGUUGGUUUGUGUAAAUAGGCUUGUUUAGUUCUUCAGUACGUCUUGAAGUUAAAUUAAAUCUCAACACUAUUACUAUUUUUUUAAUGUUUUAAAAGUUAUUAAAAGUAAAUUUCACGCGCAGAUAGCUGAAAUGUUUUAAAAAUUUAUUCAAAAUUAAUGUUUUUAACUUAAAUAUUCUUUAAAUUAACUAAACCUCAAUAAUUCAUGUCGUUUAUAAAUUAUGUUAAAGGAAAUGGCUAGAUUUGUGUCAAAGUAGAUUAUUUAUUUAAAAAAAGUAGACUUGAACUUGAGCAAAGUGUGCAAAAAAGUCCAACAGUGGCUGCGAAUUAGAUAUAGAUUUUAUUUUGUCUGCGUUUAGUGCUAUUCUCAAUUGGUUAUAUGUAAGUGGUAUUAUUAUAUUCGUUAACUUUGCACAGUUUUUUAAAUGAAAUGAAAUCAUUUUAUAUUGGUAUUGUGCUCAUUAAUAUAAGAAUAAUUUCGAACGAAAACUUUGUGCAUCUGCAAAUACAUAUGCUUUUAUGCAUAUAUGGUAU